Pundamilia nyererei is the source of this 1262-nucleotide messenger RNA. RefSeq lists its product as uncharacterized. Gene Ontology annotation, biological process: cytokine-mediated signaling pathway. The record is from RefSeq and is a predicted model, not a curated record. NCBI's taxonomy places the organism in Eukaryota, Metazoa, Chordata, Actinopteri, Cichliformes, Cichlidae. The transcript has 7 exons. Gene Ontology annotation, molecular function: protein binding; cytokine receptor activity. Gene Ontology annotation, cellular component: external side of plasma membrane. The coding region runs from base 66 to 836 and encodes 256 amino acids.
CGUGUCAUUGUCCUCAGGCAGAGAAUCACAGUCAUUGACAGUAGAGGGACAACUGAAGAUCAGCCAUGAAGCUGUUUCCACAUCAUCCUGUUAUUUGGUCCAGUUUGUUGGUUUUGUGGUUCACACAAUGUGAAUCUGAGGGCCACACUUUGAAUGCCUGUCAAAAGAAAAUGGAUGACCAGUACGAGUUGGGUAUGGUUCUCAUACGGACUUCAGCUCAGCAGGAUUCCUAUGAAGACCUUACAGAUAUAAAGGAGAAGUUUAUCUGCCUCCUCUACCCAACAAAUGAGCUCAACUGCUCCUGGUCAUUCAACACUUUAGAGAAGGAUACUAAGCUCUCUGUGUUUAUCAGCAUUUGUGAUGAUGAAAUACUGGUUGAGUCACUAAACUAUACUUCUGUGGAAAGAGCUGGAUCAGCGUCUUUGAUUCUCAGCAAUAAUAUGGCAGAAGUCAUCCUUCAUUUGAACAAGUCCAUGCAGAACAAGUGGACGUCUUACACCUACGUGUAUGACAUGGACAUGCUGGAGCUCCUUUCUCCACCUCCAAACAUCUAUGCGUCAGUCAAAGGUGGAGCCCUGGUUGUAUCAUGGGGUCUGCCUCGCACCAGAGAAGUCGUUAACUCUUAUUGUUUUGAAUACCAGCUGGACAAAGGUGAUCAGGAACAGCCAAUAUACUUGAUCGCCCACCAGUCUUACAGAGAGCCAGUUUCAGAUGCCACACGCACCUACAAACUGAGAAUGAGGACACGAAUAACAAACACCUGCUCUGGAUCAUCUCAGUGGAGUGAAUGGAGUGAUGGUGUUGUCGUGCAGAAUGAUUCAACCGAUGGCUGGUGAUCCAGUGUCAGCGACUGGUUGAAGGGCUAGUGUCUGAAAGCCUUAGUAAAUGUUAUUAUUUUUGAAACUUUUCUUUCUUGAUCAUAUUCUUUCUUGGCCCUGUGAAACUGCAUUUCGUUGCCCUGUACCUGUGCAUGUGCAAUGACAAUAAAGUUGAAUUCUAUUCUAAUUCUAUUCUAGUCUACAGGAAUUGACAAAAAGAGAUAUUUUCUUUAACCAUUUCACAUAUAGUGGCCACUAUAAUGGACAGCUAUUCAAAGACUGUUUUCUUGUAUUUGUGUCAGUGUUCAUAGUUUACUUGCACAUAAACACAACACAGUGUAUAUUAUUUAUUCGUUUUCCAAAUUCAUAAGUCAAAACAUAUGUUGUCCACAGGUGGACAUUUUAAAAAACAUUUUAAAACAGUUUUAAAAAAAGUUCAACAAU